Molecule: messenger RNA, 1062 nt
Organism: Sphaerulina musiva SO2202
Lineage: Eukaryota; Fungi; Ascomycota; Dothideomycetes; Mycosphaerellales; Mycosphaerellaceae
Exons: 3
Coding region: 1-1062 (353 amino acids)
Source: RefSeq, a predicted model, not a curated record
AUGACUUGCGAGCAAGCACACCCCGACACACCCCUUCACUCACCAGGCGGUCACUGCAAGAAACGUACUCCCUCCGACCUCCCACCAUCCAUCAUCAACAAAGCACGCGAGACCGUCAAAGAAGCCUUCGAUGCCCACAAACAUGUCCAGUUCGAGCCACCCAAGAAGAUCUUGACGAUGCAAGAACUCGGUUUCGGAGACAGAGGCAUCUCACCAAACGCAGUCUCGGACCCUUUCCCUCUCUUCUCCAAGUCUGCUAUCGAACAAAUGCGAGCGGAGAUUUUCAGUCAACCAGUCCUCGACAAGUAUCAUGUUUCUUCUGUUUUUGCAUCGAAUCAGAUCCGUGGAGCUGGGCCGAGGUUGACCCCUUUCAUCCACAACGCCUGGAACAGUCCUCAAGUCCUCGCGGCGGUUUCUCAAGUCGCUGGUGUGGAUCUCAUUCCUGUUUUCGAAUACGAUACUGGACAUUGCAACGUUUCUGUGAGACCUGAUGGUGAUACAUCUACUCCCCCUCCCUCUUCCCCUCCCCCUCGUGGUACCGAAGCAGAAAAAGACGAGAAAGAAGUGUUCGGAUGGCACGAAGAUUGCUUUCCGUUCGUCUGUGUGGUCAUGUUGAGUGAUUGCUCGGAGAUGGUGGGAGGAGAAACGAUGCUGAAGACUGGAAAUGGAGAGCUUUUGAAAGUGAGGGGGCCGUCGAAGGGCACUGCAGUAGUAAUGCAAGGCCGCUACAUUCCCCAUGCCGCCCUCGCCGCCCAUGGCGGUCGUGAACGCAUCGCCAUGGUCACAUCCUUCCGACCUCGCGAUCCUCACGCCAAAGACGAUUCUUUCCUCGGUGGCGUGAGGAGAAUCAGCCACGUUCCAACUGUCUACCAGCAGUAUGCGGAGUAUCGGCUGGAGAAUUUGGAGGAGAGACUUCGGCGUGAAUUGAAGAAGGUGAGGAUGGAGGGAAAGGCUGUAGGGGCGGUGGAGUUUGAUUACAAGAGGACGAGGGCAUGGUUGGAGGAGCAGAGGGAUUUUAUUGGAGUCAUGAUUGAGGAGUUGAAGGAUGAGAAGUGUUGUUGA